GAAGCCAACCCGAGGGUCGAACUCGGAAUCCAUAAACUUCACUUGUCAACUAGGUUACCUCGAACUCGAUCUCGACUUUGAGAUAGAGGACUACUCGAAGACAACGGCAUAUUGAAGCGAUCCGAUGAGCUUGAACGGGAAACCUAAACAGACUCCUGGAGGUGGUGGUGGUGGUGGUCCGGGCGGUGGUAUCGGUGGGCAGAGGCGAGGAUCAUGGAGCGGAAUGGUCAGGCUCGGGUCUUCUCCCAACACUCAUCAAGGACUAAGGACAGACUCCGACAUCUCACGAGGAGCCGCUGGGAACAACAACCCGGGCAGAAUGAGGGAUCUGCAACCUUGGGGUUCCAACGCUGCGCCUCACCAUCAGCACCAACAGCCGCAUGGACACCAGCAGCAACAGCAACCAGGCGGAGGGCCGGGCAUGUCGAUGGGAUCUCCUUCUGGACCAGGAGGAUCAGCUUUCCCCGCUCUCGGAAGUCAACCGCCUGCCUCGGCCGGACGAAAGGGUGCUGCGCCUAGCCCUUCGCCUUCGACCCAGACUCCGUUGGCAGGACUGAUCAACGCCAUGUCGAACAACAACAUCAAUAACAACUCGCCCACCUCGGCCUCGCCCAGCCCGGCUCAGACCAAAUCUCAAAAGGACGCCGAGACCUUUGGAGAUCUCGCGUCCGAGUACAACAACGGCUCUAUCGGUCAAUGGGAUCAAUUCGCGACCAACGCCAAGUUGUUCGGGACCAAGACGGAUUACGACGAAGGGCUGUACACCACGACGAUCAAGAAGGGUUCAGGGAGGGAGUGGGAGGAAAAGCUCUUGACAGCCGAGAGGUUGGAAAAGGAGAUUUUGGGGGGCAAGACGGACAACACGCAUGUCGCCGAGGAGAGGGGACAGGUGGUCGCCAACGGAAAUGGCGAGGAGAUGGACGAGGAGGACAAGUACUCGGGGGUCAAGAGAAAGACGGCCUAUGUACCUCCGGCUCUUCGUCGAUUGGCUUCGGGUACUCCUUCCGACGCACUAGCCGCCGCUACUCCUUCUCCUACCGCUCAGCCUGAAAAGAAGGACAACAAGGAUGUUCAGACGCAAGCUCAGGGUGCGGCACCGGCUACGACUGCUUCCACUGCUACCCCGGAAAAGCCUGCUACGAAGACGGCUCGAGGUGGCAAGGUAGUCAGCACCGAGACGAAACAGGAGGCGACCCCGGAUGCGGCUUCUUCGGUUCCCGUCUUGAACGUGACCUCGGCUGAUGGGGAGACUCCCAAGAAGGAGGGCAGGACGCCGGAAAAGCUCAGGACGGGAGCCGCACGUGGAUCCCAGGCGAUCAAGGGAGAUAUCCAAGGGUUCGUCGAGCACGAGAAGGAAAAGCUGCAGAAACAGCGCGAGACCAUGGCGAAAGCGGAACGCGAGAGAAAGCUGGCCGACUUGAAAAAGUUUGGAGCGACCUUCAAGAUUCCUGGGGCCAAGCCGGCCGACCUGCCUGUGGGAGGCUCGCAAAAGACCUCUCCCAACGUUAGCUCGGCCAAGCCGGUCGGUGGCGCUCCCUCUGUCCAACCCACGCCUAAACCUAUGGCCGCUCAACCCGUUGCCGCCGCUCCUAAGCCCAAGAUCAAGAUGGUCAUCCCGGAGAUCCCCCCGUUCCACCGAGCUGCCCAACCGAAACCCGAAGCGAUCGCCAUUGAGCCGACCGCUGAUGUCACAAUUCCUCAAGUCAAGGUGGACGAGAGCAAUGCUUCGAUCGGAGACAAGAGCGCCGAUGUGUCUGCCGCCGUCUCGCCUGCCGGAACAAUUCCUAAACUUAAUCCGGGCGCUUCGACCUUUGUCUUCAAACCGAACCCCAAGGCGGUCGAUUUCAAGCCCAGCGGAGCCCCGGUCGACGCCAAGAGCCCUCCUGCAGCGCCCGCCAUGGAAAUCCCACCUCUCGCCUCAGCCUCAGCUGCCGCUGUCGUACCUGCUCGAAACCCCUUCUUUGGUUUGCAAGUCCCCAAGCGUAAUGGUAUGGUCAACCUCCGCGAAGACUUUAACCCGUUCAAGGGCAAGGUUGUGGAAGCUAGAAACAUCCCUGUCAACUGGCCGUUUGCGGGCAAGAAGUUCUUAGCCGCUCUGCAUCCUACUGGCGCAUACAUGACCGCACCGCCGUUGGGAAUGGAAGAAGACCCCAUGCAUGGCCAGGGACAUCUGGGAGGACCCAUCAUGAACCAAUUUGCUAUGGGUCCGAACGGUCCUUUCCCACCGUAUCGAGUGCAGCAUCAGGGUGGGUUCCCGGUACCUGGUAGUCCUGGUCAGCCUGGAAUGGUUAACGGUCACUUUGCACCGCCAUACGGUCCGGGAGGUGGAUUCUACGUGCCGCAAGGUGGACCUGUAAUGGGAGGCCCCGGCACGCCAAAUGGCUUCCCUCAGGGUUUGCCACCAUUUGCUAACAAUCCCGGCAACCAGUCGCCUAUGAUGGUUGCAAAUGCGAUGUUACGGCCAGCCGGCAACCCAGUAUAUUACGUUCAACCGCCAGGCAUGUCGCAUCUCAGUCAUCUCGAACCAUCCGGGUGGGCCGCCUAAUCAAGGGGGACCUGGUCCCGGACCGGGCCCUAAUCCUUGAAGGCGAACAUGCAGGAACUAGGGUUGUGUGCGAGCAAAGGCAAAAAGGGACGUCAAUGCGACAAAGGGGACAUUCUUGUUGCGAGAUGAAGCAUGAUCAUCGAUAUAAGAUUGAUCGAAUUCGCGAUAAACUUGCCGCCGGUAG
Molecule: messenger RNA, 2729 nt
Organism: Filobasidium floriforme
Lineage: Eukaryota; Fungi; Basidiomycota; Tremellomycetes; Filobasidiales; Filobasidiaceae
Exons: 14
Coding region: 125-2545 (806 amino acids)
Biological process (GO): cytoplasmic stress granule assembly
Cellular component (GO): cytoplasmic stress granule
Molecular function (GO): RNA binding
Source: RefSeq, a predicted model, not a curated record